Messenger RNA from Plodia interpunctella (Indianmeal moth), 1770 nucleotides. RefSeq lists its product as uncharacterized. Gene Ontology annotation, molecular function: protein binding. Bases 118 to 1164 code for a protein of 348 amino acids. The record is from RefSeq and is a predicted model, not a curated record. Lineage: Eukaryota; Metazoa; Arthropoda; Insecta; Lepidoptera; Pyralidae. The transcript has 3 exons.
UAAUUGAUAAAUAUUUCUCAGUUAUUUGUAGCGAGUGCCGGAUACCACUGGUGUCAAUUUGUAGUGUCUAUCGAUUUAUGAGUCCUGACUGUAUUAACUUCGCAUACAUAAUUCGAGAUGGAACAAGCGAUCACAGUGAUACUAACAACACUAUUUUACACGCAAACAAAUGCGUUGGUUACAAGGGAAACACUAUUGAAAAGUGGGAAACUUCAGUUUGAAUGCACCGAGCUGUUAGUUCUCAACGGAGUAUACGCUUUCAAAGAAAAAAAUGCAAUUUUGAAUGGGAUCCCUGCUGAUAUCAGAAUUCAUUGGAAAACUGAUAGUAUAUAUUUCACUCUGGUUAGCAGUGAAAUGAAAAUGAGUCUACAGACAUUAAGAUCCAGCGGUGAUAUUGAGACUAUAAAAGUUGCUGGAUUGGGACAAACCAGUACAGUAGAUAACCUCAAUGACAUUGUAUAUCUUGGCACAGAUAAUGGUGUCUAUAAAUAUAAAGAAGAUGGUUCUGUUGAGCAUUACACAGCUUUGGGUGAAGAUGUAAUGUAUAUUGCUGUAAAUAACGAUGGUAGUGCAAUGUACAUAGCGACCUGGCCACAGAAUCGUGUUUACAAAAUCAACAAUGACUCCCAGAGCUUAGAAAGAUUUAUGUAUAUCACAAAUGGUCACGGUUUGACAAUAGAUACAAGAAAUAAUAUGUUUUUCGUAGACGUUGCAACUGAAACUUUGUAUGUACUGAAGAAUGGUGAACAUGUACCCGCGAAAUUAAAAGGAUUACGAGACGAUAAGAUGAUAAAUGUAUUUGUUAGCAGAUCAGACGUAGUUUACGCAAUGGACGACAAUAGUAACUUAUAUGUAAUUGACAUAGAGAAUGAAGUAGCGAGAUACUUAAGGACUUUUAACAUAAGUGGAGUAAAUACUUUUGGACUGGACUCGUCCGACAACGUUUUUAUUGGAUGCAAGGGAGUCAUCUACAAGUUUUAUAUGUACGAGAAAAACCCGUGCAAUGUCAUUGGCACAACGCAUUCAAGACUUAACCCUGGCCCUAAACACCAAAGACGGCGGCGACAGAAAAAGGAUAGAAAAACCACGACAACGACAACGACAACGACAGAAAUAUAUGAAGACGACGACGAUGAAGACGAUGAUGACGAGGAAGACGAAUAAGUCUGUUAUGUAGGCUCCACACUAUCAGGGAACUCGGACAAUUGCCGAACAUUGCGUAGUGUCUAUGAGUGGUUUUAAUUACCGUAAUGAAAAAUCUGCAAUGUAUGAUCCGCCAAAGUUUAGCGAACUGUUCACGGAUAAUUUGGAGCCGGCGUAAUAAUUAGGAAAUCCGCGCCUAAAGUCUUACAAGACGUGGCGGUACUUUCGCAGACAACCAACAUCGUGAUGAUAGUUCCAGAUAUUUGCCACGGGUGCAGACUCAUGAAGUUUGCAAAAUUACAUACAGAAGAGGUAUAGCAACACCUGUAAAAUGUCUCAGUGAAAUGAAUUUAUUUAACUAUUUAUAAUAUGUAUCAGAAAAGGAUUUUAUGAAUCGAAUUAUUAUUGAGUACGAAACCUUUUGCAAAAGAUAAUGCAAAUAGCGCCAUCUAUGGAGGCUAAUAAAUACUUUUAAGCAAUGCAACUUUUCGACUGUGCUGCCAUCUUGUUAGUAUUAUUUUAAAUUACAGUACUCUAUACAGAUGUCACUAGCUGACAUAUUAUAGCAAUUUUAUAUUUUAUAUUAUAAUAACUUAAAAUAUAAAUAGUAAUAUAAUAAUACUGGUA